Zootermopsis nevadensis is the source of this 7387-nucleotide messenger RNA. RefSeq names its product zinc-RING finger and ankyrin repeat domain-containing protein rolling pebbles (gene rols). The record is from RefSeq and is a predicted model, not a curated record. Gene Ontology annotation, molecular function: protein binding. Lineage: Eukaryota; Metazoa; Arthropoda; Insecta; Blattodea; Termopsidae.
GGCGUGGGUAGGCAGAGUCUUGCAGCCUCGCGGAGUAAAACCACUUGUUAUUAUGGGGUUGAUUCGGACGGGGCGUACCGAGUGAGUGAGUGAGUGCAAGUUGUGUUUUUGAAAGCUGUGUCAUCUGCGAGAAGUUUCUUGGAACCUCGCCAGCGAAGUGGCUGUGAAGUUCUUUCAAGCUAUUUCUUCCUGUGUUGCAACAAGUCAUCUGAUACCGCGAUUCACAAAGAAGGGAUUAUUUCUGUUGGUUGCUGAUUUAUUCUGAUGUGAAAUGCAGUGUUUUGCCCCAAGGCGCAAUGAAACGUGUUCCACAUUAAGGUUUCUGUUCAUAUUUCUCUUAAGGACUGCCCUUUGUGAGUGACGUUUCCAAGAAUAGCUGUGUAGGUGGCAGAUGAUCUGCGCACAGUUAACAGCGCGUGAUCCGGAAGGUGAGAGAAUUGCAGUGUCGACGUAAUGGAUCAGAAGGCGGUCCUGUAGUCGACGACCGCGUAGCACGUAGUUUGCAUGCGUUCGACUGUUCGUGUAUGCAAAUGGGUCGCGGCGAACGUGCGAUCCUCUCCACUCUCCCUUCACUUGGAGCCGAUCUCGCAGAGCGGAAUUGUCUCUUGUGCGUUACAAUACAAGGCUGAACCUCUCGAGGAGCAAUGCCUGGGUCGGCAGCGCCAGUGGUAGAAGCUGGAAGCAGCGGUGAUCCCUCGAUUGAAACAGACCUGGCGGCCAUAAGGAGGCUGCUGGACAGUGAGGCGGCUGCAGGCACUUGCCCCAGCUGUAACAUGCCGUUCGACAAGGGCAAGAAGAGGAAGCUGAUCGACUCUUGCGGCCACGAGCGCUGCUACUCCUGCAUGUUCCGCAACGAGGCCUGUCCGCUGUGCGCCGCCAACGCUAACCCCACCAAGAAGGUUCUGGGGUGCCCUCCUGGAUUGCAGGGGUCCGAACUGACCCUGUACGGCGAGGUCAAGGGUUCAGCGGGUGUGCAGUCAAGGUCGAAGGUUAAGACUAAUGGCCACUUUACAUCCUACAUGCAGGCGAGACAGGAGUGGCCGUCGCCCAGCGGACUGCCGAGGACCCGGCCCCCGCUCCGCAGUCCUGCCACCAUGACACAGAGUUGCCCAACACCACCGCAGAGCCGACGGAGAUUCUUCCUCGGUCCCAAGUCUUUGAGGAGCCCUUGGAAUCAGCGCGGAGGCAGCGGACCAAGAGUCCCGGCUGACGGCGUGGACAACCCUUCUGCACUCUCUGCUUCCAUGACGUCUUCGACAGAGAGCCGAUACUGGGCCAGCUACGUCCUCAACAAGAUCAAGUCUCUGUGGUUUGUGGGCGGAAGUAAUGUGGGGUUGAACCAGCUGGCGGCAUCUGCAACAGAUGAUGAAGGUGGCACAAUAAAGCCGGUGUCUCACGGAAAGCAGUCCUCGCAGAAUGAUCUGUAUAUGCGCUUGGGUCUCCUGCUGGGGGACGGUGCCCGCCAUUCUGCGAGAGCGGCUCGGUCCCCGCCGCGUCGACCCGGGUCUGCGGCCAAUCGCAGCUCUCACAGCCAUGAGUCGUGCGCUUCAUUUUCCUCGUUGGCUAGUCUGGAGGCUCAUACGCUUGCUUCCACAAAUACUAGCCCUGUGUCCACACUUACAGGUUCUUCAGAGGUAGAUGUUCACGGUCAUACCCGGACGCUGAAGGACCCGUCAUCGGACAGCAUCACGUCUCUCAUGUCCGUGUCUGGCCAGAGUAACUGUUCGUCUAGUCCUGUUAGCAGGAGACACUCUGUCACUACGUCUCAGCCUGGACAGGUAGAGGAACUGAACGUCUUCAAGAACCGGAGAACCUCAAUACGCAGGUCUGCUCGCACUGGCUCAGUUAAGGGGCCGAUUGAUCCGAAAGUUCGGUUUGCGCAGUACCGUGUGCCGCAGCUCACUCUGAAGCCCCUGUUCUUUGAGGUGCCCCUGCAGGAACCUGACCCCCUGUUCUUGGGUCGCCACUGGCUUAUUCGUGAGAUGGAGGAGUCCCUGGGUUCAGCGAGUCCUGGAGUUCUUAUUUCCGGCAGCCCUGGCACUGGGAAGUCGGCCCUAAUCCUGCAGCUGGUGGAUUACAGUUGCUUUGGGAGGAGGAGGGACCCCACGUAUCAGCAAGAUCCGUUUGUGUGCAAUGGGAAAGACAGGCCUGGUGGGUCUCAGAGCAUUUACUGCCAAAUCAGUCUAGUCUCGGAGAGGAUUCGCCACCUAGCCUCGCACGUUGUUGCAUAUCAUUUCUGUCAGGCUGAUAACAACAACACGUGCCUUGUGCCUGACUUCAUCCACUCACUGGCGGCUCAGCUGUGCCAGGCUCCCCAGCUGCUGGCAUACAGGGAGUACCUCCUGAGUGAGCCACACCUUCAGGGUGCUGUGUCUAUCAAGGAGUGCAUUGCAGACCCUGACUUAGCAUUUGCAAGAGGCGUUCUAGAGCCACUGAGCAAUCUGCGACACAUAGGCAAGAUUCCCAAUGAGAAUUGCAUCAUUCUAGUGGAUGCCCUCUGUGAGGCGGAGUACCACCGACCUGACCGCGGAGACACGCUUGCCUCGUUCCUUGUACGCCAUUCACCGCAUUUUCCAUCAUGGCUGAAAAUUGUCGCCACAGUCCGAACGCAGCUGCAAGAAGUAACCAGUGAGCUUCCAUACUACAGGAUCAGUCUUGACAAGGUCAGUUCAAAUGAGAACCUGCAGAAGGACCUACUGGACUACAUUAACUUCCGUCUGAACAACAGCCCCAGCAUCCAGAGUAAUGUGGCGUCGACUUCAGGGAAGCUGGACGGUGGUUCCAGUUCGCAGUUCCGUUUCUCUCAGCACCUGCUUGGGCUGAGUCGUGGGUCCUUCCUCUUUGCCAAACUGACACUAGAUUUGCUGGAGAGAGGACACUUGGUGGCCAAGUCUUCUGGAUAUAAGGUUCUUCCGGUGUCGUUGGCACAGAUCUUCUUACUGCACUUUAACUUACGCUUCCCAACACUGCGAUCAUUUGAGAAGGUUGCACCCAUUUUGAGCGUGUGUUUAGCAGCCCUCUACCCUCUUACAUUGCUGGAAAUUUAUUAUUCCAUCAACUCUCUGCACACAAACCAGUUCCUGCCAUGGAAUGAAUUUCUCCAGAGGUUCAAGUUGCUGUCAGGUCUAUUGGUGAAGCGACUGGACAACACGUACAUGUUCUUCCACCCGUCAUUCCGAGAAUGGCUCAUCCGUCGCGACGAAGGCGAGAGUCGCAAGUUUCUGUGUGACCUACGUUCAGGUCAUGCUGGUAUUGCGUUGCGGCUCUCUCGCGUUCAAGUUCCUCUUGACGCGGAAAAGACCUUGGAGCUCGGGCAUCACAUUUUGAAAGCGCACGUGUACAAGAAUAUGACAUUGCACAAAUACUCAUCACGUGACCUUCAAGCUCACUGGGUGGCCAGCAGUUCUGAGGACGUGUCAGCGGCCCUCUGCAUGCUCAGAAAUAUCUACAGCCCUAACGUUAAGGUGUCCCGUCUGUUACUGCUGGCUGGGGCUUCUCCCAACCACGUAACUGAGUUCCUGGGCAGUGCACCAGUGCUGUGCAUGUAUGCACAUGAGGGUAUUGCCGAGAUGGUAUCUGUUUUGCUGGAGUUCGGUGCAGAUGUGGAACUGACGAAUAGUCAGGGCUGCACGGCCCUCUCGCUGGCAUCAGCUCGAGGCCACUGUGAGGUCGUGCGCCAGCUAGUGGCGGCUGGGUCAAGCCUGGGACGUGCGGACACGGCUGGCCGUUGCCCCCUGGUCCAUGCUGCGAGGAAUGGCUGCCUAAAUGUGGUUGCCUAUCUGCUGGCAUGUGAUUGGGUGCUUCGCAACCCUGACACAGAAGUGGAGCUGGGCGAGGCUGCGCAACAAGCGUUGGUCGCAGCUGCUGCGCAGGGGCACACCGAGAUUGUGGAGUAUCUCCUGGAUAUGGCAGAAGUGAAGGCAGACGCUCAUGACAUUCUGACCGGAGAAACCGCACUGACAGUUGCGUCCGCUAAUGGCUGCCACAGUGUCUGUACGGCCCUGCUUAUUCGAGGGGCCAGCAUUUCUACUGUCAACAAGAAGGAGAUGGCUCCACUGCUGCUGGCAGUGAAGGAAGGUCAUUGGGCUGUGUCAGAGAGGCUGCUGCAGAGCCAUGCACCUUUGGAACAAUGUGAUCCAGUGGGACGGUCUGCGCUAAUGCUUGCUGCCUCGGAGGGCCAUGUCGGACUGAUUGAAUUGCUCCUGGAUAAGGGGGCGUGUUUGCUGCGGCAGGACCGGGAGGGACUGACUGCCUUGGGUUGGGCUUGUCUCCGUGGGGGAGUGCAGGCUGCCCAAUGCUUACUGGAUCGUGGAGCAAAUGUGAACCACGCAGACAAGACAGGACGCACUCCGCUUGACCUUGCAGCUUUCCAGGGAAAUCCCAUUUUGGUUCAGCUUCUCAUGGAGAGAGGGGCAAUGAUUGAGCACGUGGACAUCAAUGGAAUGCGGCCGCUGGACCGAGCCAUAGGCUGCCGCAACACGCAGGUGGUUCAUUGUUUCCUGCGCAAAGGUGCCAAGCUUGGUCCGGCCACAUGGGCGAUGGCAGCUGGCAAGCCAGAAAUCAUGCUGAUUCUACUGAACAAGCUACUGGAAGAUGGCAAUGUCCUGUACAGGAAGAGCCGCUUGAAAGAGGCUGCUCAUCGUUACCAAUACGCACUCAAGAAAUUCCCCACUGAAGACCUGGGUGAACAUACAGCCACAUUCGAGCAACUUCACAUAAAUUUCCUACUGAACCAGUCGCGCUGUAAACGGAAGAUGGGUGAUUGCCAAGAGGCCGUGGAGUUGGCUAACCAGGUUCUGAAGUUGAAGCCUGAAUCGUUCGAAGCAUUCUAUGCCAGAGCAAAAGCAAGGGUUGAUUUAAGAAUGUUCAAGGAUGCACAGGAUGAUGUGCAGGAGGCUCUACGAGUUGCGCCACCGCACAGUCGAGAAGUGAGGCGAGUGCUGAGCAAAGUCCUAGAUGAAGUCCGCGCUGAGAUGAUGGCACCGCAGUUGGCAGGCCACAGAGGUCUUGCCACGUCAGUCGAUAUGUUGAAUGAGCCCGAAACUCACAUGUGAACUCGACGCGCACUUUCAUCGGCUGUGUAUGAUGCCUUUGAUGAGGCGCAGUUGGGAGAGAGACUGAGGAUUAGAUUUGAGUUCGGAGGUGUCACCAUUUUUCGCAUGAACUGUGAAAUUUGAAUGGGAAGGAAAGUGUGUUUUUGUAACAUUCUUUAUAGUUAGAAUUAUUUGAAUGUUGAAAUUUAUACAUUUUAUCAGUUUUUAUACAACAUUACGUAAUUUUUAACACUAUUGAAUGUAAUUUAUCAUCUGUAUCUGUUGGCUUCAAAAGUGACUAUGUUUGUACAGCCUUUUCUUGUUAAAUAACACAAGAAUAAUUGAACUGUAAAUCUUGAAUACGUACUUUUCUUCCCAGUUCAAAACCUAUUUGAAAUGUCAAAUUUGACCAUGAUAUGUACAUGUAGGAGGGUGCUGUGCUUACAAGUUGCUUUUUGCAGCUAUAAAUAUAUUUCAUGGGUCAUUGUCAGUGGCACCAAAAUUGGCGUGACGUGUUUCUUGGCGCAAGGCAAUAAAAUUAGAUGUGAAGACCGAGUCAAGUUCCUUCUUCAGUGGCAUGUCUGGAGGAAACAUCAUGGCAUUUCUCGAGUUGUACCAGAAGUUUCUUGUUUGCCGCUGACACGUUCAUUACGAUGGUUUGGAUCACGAUAUCUCUUCUCGUAUGUGACGACAUUUUAGUACCAGUGCAGCAAAGAUAAUAUCAUGCUACGUUGAAGUAAGUGCGUAGUAUGUGAUUUUCCAGAGUUCAUUUGUUCUUUCUAAUUAAUUCUGUAGACACAAACGUGAAAGGAGAGUAUGGAUUCUCAAAAUUCCUUAUGUAAUAAUAACAUCUGUGGCACAAUAAAAUACGUCAAACUAAAAGAAGUUUACAUUCUCUACAGUAUCUUGUCCAGAGGAUUAAUACGAUGUCAAUUACAAUGGAAUGCUGUUCAUGUUUGCUUGUUUCCAGUUCCUGGUCAGCAAGGUUUGCAGAACACAAAGUGUUUUAAUUUUAAAUACUCGGUGCCUGCCACAAGAGUUUUCAGAGCAGCCCUGAUGCGCAUCCAGCCUCUGCUCAGCGGGUGCUAGGGUGUCCUUCCCCAGGGAUAAAGUGCCUGUGGCAUGAAACUGACCUCUCACCUCCAUCUAGUGUUGAGGUUAAGAAUGCAUGGAACUUAAUUAACGAGCAGUGACAGCUGUAACAUUGCCAUGUGCUUUUUCUCAUUAAGUAACCUUCAAAAAUCUGUUCUUCCUUGCAGUGCUGCCAAUCUUGCCUAAGGACUGGUCUGUCUAACGCUGCAGUAUUAGUGUGAUGGUAGCACAUCUGAACAUAUUUAUUUGCAAAUAAAUGCUUUUGCGUGACAUUUGGAAUUGAAGGGAAGGAUUGUUUGAUUUCUGUACAGUUGCAAGAAGUUAGUAAUGUGCGGCACAAACUAUUUAUAGGUAACGGAAAAUGAAAAAGUAUUUCUUAGGUGUGAUAACGUAUGAAUAACACUGAUUAAAAUUUGUAUAGUAGCAUAAAUUAAGCCAUGAGCCAUGGAUGCUUUGUCUGGAGACGUACCACUGAAAGAAUUGUAUCGUCGUGUUUAUGACAUUUGCCUUGUGUGUGAAUAAUUUUAAUUUAUUUCCUAAUUUAUUAAUAUUUUAAACUGCCUGUCCGCGUUACUCUCUGCUGUAUUUGAACUGUGGCCGUGCGGAGUACCGGGAUGUAGGCCUCUGUAGCGAGCAUCUGUGGAUCUGUAAAAACCCGUGCAAAUCACAAGACUGACUUCAAUCAACUGCUGCCGUUGUUACUUGUCUUCAUGAGUAGUGUACGCGCACUAUACAUUUGAACCAUCAGUUUGUAUCUUCCUGAAGCUGCUGCUUGGCAGGCCGUAAAAGCUUUUAGUUUUGCCUGUAAUUCAUAAAAUGUGUAUAAAGUGGUUGAUGGUUAUCCUUUUAUAAGAAGCUUCUUUGCAAGGCUCAUGAUUAUUAGUAUGUUAAAAAAAUCAUAAUAUUUAAACAUUUAACACAGUUAUCUUAGCGUUUAGAUUCUGUAAUUUUUUCUUUUUGCAUCUAAAUUGCAUAUCUUGCCAAGAAUAUACCUAGUGAUCUGUAAUUAUUCUGACAAAUGUUAUGAACUAAAUAAUUUUAUGAUUUACCUUGAUGUUCUAAACCUAUUGUAUGAAAUGUUGUAGCUUUUAUCAUUAUAAAGAAAUUCCUAUUGUGUUUUAAAUCAUGUCCUUUCCAGAAUAUCAGGAAUGAAGGAAGAGAAGUGGCAGCAAAUUGGGCGCAAGACCACGAAUGCCAAAAGGGAACUCCAAAAUCAGUUGCGUGUUUUUUAAUAAAAUACAUUUACUUUGCACAAACUCCAA